AUGGAGCCUCCAGUGACUAGGCGUCAAUCUGUCCGUAGAUGUUUGUUUGGGAAACCGAAUAAGCAGAAGGUUGAUGAAUGGUUAACGAAUGAACUUAGUCAAAUUAAUAAAGAGAAGUCAGAGAAAUGGAGUUUUGAUUUCGUGGCUGGUAGGCCUUUCGAAGAUGGAGAGAUUGAGUUUGAAAAGUUGAGGGCUGCUGAGGUUCCAUCUGUAUAUCGCCCGAGUAAAAGAUGUCCAAGGGUACGCCUGGAUGUUGCUUCAACUUCUAAAGAGCCUUCGGGUCCUAAGACUAGAUCUUUCUCGAGGAGAGAACUUGCUAACGAUUCGACGCCUCAAAAGGAAUGCAACCUGAAACAGGCCAAACUAACAAAUUACCUUACCGUGAGGAAGCGAAGAUCUUUGGACGCUAUACAAAAGAAGUCGCAGUCGGAAAUGAAGAAUAAAAGAGUUGAUCCCCCAGGGAGCCCGUUCAGAUUUGUUUCUAAAGAUGAUGAAUCUGCGUUCGAGUGUUCGAGUUCUGUAACCUCACCUAGGAAGAGUCCUAUCAAGAGAAGGAAUGGACGCUCCUUAGUUUUAAAUGGAGUUAUUCAAACUAAGCGGAUGUGA
Messenger RNA from Auanema sp. JU1783, 606 nucleotides. The record is from the annotation of a GenBank genome assembly. NCBI's taxonomy places the organism in Eukaryota, Metazoa, Nematoda, Chromadorea, Rhabditida, Rhabditidae.